Molecule: messenger RNA, 2484 nt
Organism: Gregarina niphandrodes
Lineage: Eukaryota; Apicomplexa; Conoidasida; Eugregarinorida; Gregarinidae
Product: putative transmembrane protein
Exons: 2
Coding region: 1-2484 (827 amino acids)
Source: RefSeq, a predicted model, not a curated record
AUGGAUAGCCUGACCAACAUUUACGGCGGUCAGGACUUGUACAGAAUUGACCAGUCAUCUGAAGAGUCCAGCAGCAAAGACCCGGAAAGGUCGGAGAGCAAGCUUGCUUGCCCGCACGGAGGUCAUCACCAUGAGAAUCAUGGGGACCAAGAGCAAGGGGAUCAAGAGCAUGGGGGUCACAAGACUAGACGUUUUGUGAGAAUCAAGUCACUUGAGCCAACGGACACUGGUGGUAGACUGGUGCACCGACCUUUGGCUACCAAGUCGGUGGCGUUUAAGUCACCGUCGGCUCACCAGGUGGCUGCCAAGCCAUUUAGUAGGUUGCUCUUGGAUGGAGAUGAAAUGGAUGAGGAAGCGGGUAAUAGGUUCCAUCCUUUUUCUGAUGUGGUUCGGAGGCAUAGCAGCCUAUUUACCGACGAGUCAGUUUCUGAGCUGGGUAGCCCGGGGCCGGUGUCGAGCGGUUAUCGCGAGCUGCCGGCUCCGACGAAGGAGCGGAAUUUCAUUCAGAGGAUCUUCCAUCGCUGGUUUACCUUCAAGUCCAGUGUGGGGGAGGUGGACCCAGCGGAAGACUAUCUCACUGGCUUCCGAACGCUGCCCAUACCCUCGUUGGGAGUUGGACGAAUGUCUCGACAACUGAUCUGGAGUUUAAUGUUCGGUCAUAAUGCAGGAUUCGCCACGAGGUUACUGAACCUUCCUCCCGGUACAAUAUGGGAGCAGAUGAGGCUGCUACUUCCGAUCCUGAAUGAGAUGGCCUGUACCAUGGCGUACUCCGUUUGUUGGACAUUAACAUUUAAUCAAGUACGACAAGAGUACGCUGACUCGCACCCUAAUGGUCCUGUUUGGCCGGGGACAUUUGCCGCAGAACGCGCCCGGCUUCGAACCGGCACGACCCCUAUUGGUACGACCCCUAUUGGUACGACCCCUAUUGGUACGACCCCUAUUGGUACGACCCCUAUUGGUACGACCCCUAUUGGCAAUGUGGCUAGUGCCCGUGCGCUGGUCGUUGGGAUAUGGCCACUGGGAUCCCUGAACGACCAGUACUGGUGGGGGGAGGUGCCUACUGUAUUGUGGGCGCUGGUAGGCGCCUUGUCGGCGUGGAUGCUUCUGGUCGACAUGGCUUGUUUGUUUCGGCUCGUACCGUUCCGGGAUCUCGUGUUCAGUUCUGUGUGCCACAUGGCCAAGGAAGUAUGGUUCCUGUUUGCUGUGUUGAAUUCCGUGACCUACAGUCGCGUGACCCUGAAGAAGGAUAUUGAACAAGCUACGGUCAACCUCCGAAUACGCACCCAGGUCCCCUUCCCUCCUGUGAUACCCGGAGCGUCCUGGAUUCAGCUGCUGUGGCGAUGGCUACCCUCGCUUUUGAUCAUAUUCAAAAUGGUAAAGAACUUCUCGCUAAUCAGCUCCGUUCUCCUGUGCCGCAAGUACAAACGUUAUAACGUGCCACACCCCAAGUACGAGUCCUUCCCAGGCUAUCCGGAAAUACUAAUCCACUGCGAUCCGACCGAUCUACAAGACCUCCCAGACGCUACGGUACGUCCUACUACGGCACGUCCUACUACGGCACGUCCUACUACGGCACGUCCUACUACGGCACGUCCUACGACGGCCGAUGCGGUGCCCACAUCCUCCCAGGACUCCCUACUGAAAACUUCAUGCCUAACAGAAGAUGCCAUCUUUACACGAAAUGCCAAUGGGAGCAAUGAUGGCAGUUCCGUGAUGCCUUCACCCCCCUUGACGGCCGCUGCCGAUGAAGGUGGGGGUGAUGAUGAAAGCGGAGCUGCUGAUGAAGGUGGUGAUGUAAAUGAUGAAAGUGGGGUUGCCGAAGAAGCUGGAAAUCAUGAUGGAGCCGGAGCUGCCGAAGAAGCUGGAAAUCAUGAUGGAGCCGGAGCUGCUGAUGAAGGUGGUGCUGCUGAUGAAGAUGAAAACGGUGGUGAGAAAGAGGGUGAAGAAUCAGGAACCAAAUCCAAAUUUGGCGAACCCAACAGCAACAAAUUGUCGAGAGAUAAAGCUACCGUCCAGGUCGCAUCUGGUAGAGCGGAUGAGGAAGGAUAUAUUCCGGUGUCAUCACUGUUACUGUAUAAUCUAAGUGUUAAUUUUACGGGUCCUGUUUCUCUUCACAGUCGAGUAUUGGAGGGGAAGGAUUUGAUAAAGUCCUUGCGGUUACUGGACCUUAUAAUGACACGGCAGUACACCAAUAUACGUUUGAAAGCUUUGGUUGCCCUGUUCCUGUUCUUUCUAUACCCUGCCUGGACGACGGCAGCAGCUUUUAGCGUUUCUUUGUCCAUGAUGGGGAUCUACUGGUUAGUCUCGCACGCAAUGAGACUACUGACACUCCGCACUCUAGAAGUCCAAGAUCUACUUCCCAAAUUGAUCUCCCAUUACAACCAGUAUACUUUCACCCCUAAUGACCGGCUUUUUCUAAGCCUGUCCCACGUAGAUGAAAACUUUCGAAAGCACGGUCUAUUCUCAGCACCGGGCAGGACCUGA